AUGAGUUCCAGAAGAAUGUUGUAUCCAUACCAUAUAAAAGCAAAAUUUGCAUUAUUUCCUCACAGAUUUAUGUGGGAAAAAGAUUGGCGUUUUAAAUAUACUUGUAUAGCAGCAAUACUUGUUUUGCCUAUAAUGUUAAAAUUACAAUCUGGAAUAAAUUCUCCAGGAAAUGUUAAACGAUGGGAAGCAACAGUGGCUAAAAAUGAAGCAGAACAUCAAAAGCAUGUUGCUCAUAUGUUUUAA
Messenger RNA from Pediculus humanus corporis (human body louse), 243 nucleotides. RefSeq lists its product as uncharacterized. The record is from RefSeq and is a predicted model, not a curated record. Bases 1 to 243 code for a protein of 80 amino acids. The transcript has a single exon. Lineage: Eukaryota; Metazoa; Arthropoda; Insecta; Psocodea; Pediculidae.